Pocillopora meandrina is the source of this 6244-nucleotide messenger RNA. The record is from the annotation of a GenBank genome assembly. NCBI's taxonomy places the organism in Eukaryota, Metazoa, Cnidaria, Anthozoa, Scleractinia, Pocilloporidae.
UUCGCUGAACAAAUGUGAAUGCCUAGAUCGGGAAAUAUUUUAAGUGCUCGUCGCUGGAUCCAACAAAAAUGUCCAAAAAACAAAAAAAUCUCGCAGCUGGCACGUUGCGCGGGAAAGAAGCGUUACUCGAGUGGUGCAAGCGACAAACGGUGGGAUACAAGAACGUUCGUGUGUCUAACAUGACAACCUCAUGGAGAGAUGGAUUAGCCUUUUGUGCUAUAAUACACCGCUACAAGCCGGACCUCAUGUAAGAACAAUCAUGUUCUCACUUCACAUUAAGAUAGGAAACAAAAAUUCUUGACUUCCCUGAGUUUUUCAGAUUAUAUCGUAUGUUAAUUUAAAUGUGAAAAAGGUGAAAUUUAAUCUGAACUCUCGAUCUAAGCUGGUUUUGUAGCAUAAACGAGUUGCGUUUGAAUCGAGCACUUGAUACAAAUUUGCAAGAAAUACAAAUUUCGAAACAGUAUUAUAAUCUCCCAUUUAGUAUUGGGUAUCUUAAGAUGUAUUUCAAUUGACUACCAGCUCUCGAUCGCAAACGUUUCAAACCUCGAUAAAGCAAUCUGCAUAUAACAAAAUCAUCAUGGGCUAAAUUUCACAAAAUUCGUAAUCGUAGAAUGCAAACUUGUUCUGUUUCUGACAAUAUUGGAAAAUAAUCCUAUGCCAAAAUACGUUUUUCCUAAGCGCUGUUUAUGUCUACACUUGAUGUGAGAUAUUGCAAAAACAAUAAUUAGUGUUUGCGUCUGAAUACUCAUACUUCAGACGCAAUCAAAACAUAACAAGUGAUGUAAGCUUUGUUUUUAUUAACAUAUCUUUAAAUGUCGGAGAAAUUUGAGCUGCCUAUAAUGAAACCAAACUACAGAUAACCCGAACGUGUGCAGGUCCGGCCCUAAAUUGCAGAUUUCAAGAAGGUUUGGGUUUCAGAAAAUUUCAGAACAUAGCAUCAUCGGAGGAAAUACAAAAUUAAGAAAAUGAAAAAGAAAAAAGCGCAAUCAAAAGACUCGUGAUUGCUAAAAUGCGUCACGUUUGCGGAAGAUUUCCGGAAUACCCACAUGUCCACUAUCGGAUGUAGAUAUUUCACUUAGCCCUUUACAUCCUACAAGCGAUGAACGUGUAAAUUUUCCUUACAAUAUAGACCACGAAAUUCUCCAAAUCAGUUUAUAACUUAGUGUACCGUAGCUGGAAAGGAGAUUUGCAAAGUAGAUCAAAGGUCAUAGGACGGGCAAGCUGGAUUCAUCUCCUUCGUUUUUCGAUAGCAGUAUUCUAAUCGAUUAUGAUCGUUCUCGCUAUAAGUCGCAAUCGAGUAUUAACUUAAUUUCCGUGUCGGUGUUCGGUCUUCACUCAAGCUGUAAUACCGAUCAUUCUUUUAUUUCAGAGAUUUUCAGAAUCUAUCGAAGGAAGACAUGUUGAAAAAUAACGAACUGGUAAGCUGAACUAUUUUUAAUAUUUAUAAUGCAUUUUCAUUGUAUGUUUUUGAAACAGUCUUCGGCAUGAAGAAUAUUAAACAUUUCUCUUUCUCUCAUUAUUACUGAAAUUGUGACAGAAAAUGAAAGCCUGUCAGCAUAAAUGUUGAUAAGUUCUUCCUGUCUGAUAUUGUAAUAAUGCCAAUUUUUGGCAACUAUCAGAGUUUGGUCAAAACAAAAUUAAUCAAAAGUUUGGCUCGAUGUCAGCGUAUGACCAUCAUAAUGAGAAUGAUGUUUUAUCAGCAACAAUGUUAGGUGGGCCACACCCACCUGAAGAUAAAGGCAAUCCCUGGUAGAUAAAUGUGUAAAAAUUUAGACUAAUCUUGCUCUCUUUGCUUAAAAAAGUAACUUUGAUUGCAAAACGAGUGGAGUCCUAAGCGUUCUUUAGACUGGGCGAUGAAAUGCUGGGGUUGAAAUGAUGUCAAUGAAAUGAGUGCGAGGCAUGCCGGGAAGGAAGACCUCCUAUAGUCGAAAAAAGUUGUGUUUUUACAUCAAAUAGAGGUGGCUAUACUGAAAAUAAAUUACUGCAAAAGGUGGGCUUUUUUUUUUUCCUGCGGUCUGCCACUAUUGUAGAUCAGUCAAUUAUAUCGUUUUUUUGUGUGGAAAAAACCGUCUCAAAAAUUAAUACGUCCUCUUAACACACAAAUUUUGUCUCGUUACCAGGCUUUUAAGGUAGCAGAGGAACAGCUCGGUGUCCCCGCUUUAUUGGACGCGAGAGAUCUGGUGUCUAUGGAUGUCCCGGAUGAACAAAGCGUCAUGACUUAUCUUUCUUCGUUGUUUUUCAGUCUAAACAACUUCAAACCUUCAGGUAACAUAAGUUUGGCUUUCAGUGUUUUGUGAUUGAUACCUUGCUGUUAUUUGAUACAAUGUUUGUCGAAAAGUGAGUUAUUGUUCACAGAAUCGUGAUUAUGGCUUUUUGUUACUUUGCAGAAGACACAGCGGAAAUAAACAACAAUACGAUACCGAAAGGUAAAAAUGAAAUUUAUUUUAAAGCAACGAAACCUCACGUUUUGCGUUGUAUUUAAAUAAAAUCAUUAAGGAAAAGGGCAGAAGUGGCGGCCUGUGGCUCGCUGGAUCUUGAGUUCUGGGUAUCUAAUAGAGUCUUAAUUGACUAGUUACCCAUCCUGACUAGUUACCCAUGUCUCGUCUUAUAAAAGCCCUAGGGCGUAGUUGCCUCUAACUGCCGCAGCAUAUCGAUGAUUACUUACCCUGACGAGACAAGGGUUAUUACUAGUCAGGGUAAGGAAACACCAAUAUGCUGGGCAAGGCAUAAUGGCAACUACACCCUUAGGUUUACCUUGAAGAUAAAAUUCGCCUCUGAUUAACUUCAACCGAAUUGUUUCUUAACAGGGAGGCCCAAGCGAUAUCUGUUUGAUAUUCUGGCCGACGAGGCAUACAAGCGACGGUUCAAACUCAGACAGCGCGAGAUAGUCGAAGAACCUUGUACUGAUACCGAAGUGACUGCUUAACAAACGAUUUAGAAUGGCUACUUUUUUAAAAUGAAAAUGAAUAUAUGAGCCAUGCAAGUCGUGUCUUGGAGAUUUCAAGCGCUCAGAAACAUUGCUGUGUAGUAUGAUGGAGUAAUAAAUCGAACAAUGUCGAAUGCUAAGGUGCCCUUGAGGGAAAAAUAUUGCAAAUCAAUAUUAACCAUGGAAUUCUUUCCAACUAUACUUGAAAAGGUAACCACGUUUGAAUUUUGCUAUAAUGAGCAGAGCACUUCUUCAGGCAAAACUAAAAGCUCUUUUAAAAGUAUAACCUUGACAAGUACCCGGCUUUCUUGGAGUAGCUUAGAUUUAAAAAUCUGUCACAUUUGUAUGUCAUUAAAAGAAAAAUAAAAGAUCAAAGCCUUCAGAGAAUCUCUAUCAUGAAAACCGGGGUUAUUAUCUCAGACGGGACCUGGGAACAAGAUCACAUGGUCUUCAGCGCCAGAAGUUUGCGGUUUCAUUAAGGGUUUCCUUGAAAAACCAGGUGCUAACUGUCACUGCUCUAAACGCCAAUAUAGCGUUCUUCCGAUUCUCGACAUGAGUCAAAAACAACAUUUUUCUUGCAAAAUUAAAAUUCGAGACUUAUUUAAAAGAUACAGCUCCUAUAGCGCUAAUCUUUUCAGCGCAGUUUUAAUUAAGAUGGUUACGUUUUAUUUUCAAGGCAUUCAGAUAAAAUUGCACAAGUAUCUAAGCACAUUUUCAAUGUUUUGACGUUUCCCUGGUGAAAUGAUGAAAAUUUCGAAGAUAAAGUUUUAGUAAAUGAUGGCUAUCUGGUGCUGUUUAUGCAGCUGCCUACCGAGCCGAAACAAAAAAAACCUCAAUAUGGAUGAGGACGACUUGUUAUGAUAAGCAAUUUGCAAACGGAUGAGUUUUUGCAUCAGAUAACUGACAGACACUCGCAAACCCUCGUAAUCAGCCAAUGAAUUUUUCGGUAGUUCAACUAUUAUUCCAGGUCGCUAACAAGCGAUAGGUUAUAAUCAGUGGAAAAGAUCUGGCUUCAACUGUGAAGUUGAACGACAAAUUAAUCGAGAACUUUGCCCGCACUGUUCAAAGGGUGACACAGCAAUCGGUCGAGGAACUUCGUCUACUCGACACAGAAAGCCUGUUGGCAAACCAUGGCGACUAACAGCAGCACAAGGUCUGCAUUCCGAGUGGUUGGGCUUCUUGUUUAUGUCCUCAUCGGAGGAGCCAUAUUUAUGCAGAUCGAGAAGGAAACAGGCAGAAACUCUAAGAGUCAAACAUUAGAGGACUUCCUACGUCGGUGGAGUAACACGUAUAAUCUGUCCCAAGAAAAUAUCACCAAUCUGCUUAAAGAUUACGACGACACGAGGGAGAAUGGAGCGAAGCCAACAUGGACAUUCUUAAAUUCUGUUUUCUACGUUUUACAGCUUGUCACUACAAUUGGUAAGAAAGAAAUAGUUGUGAAUUUUACACCAAAAUCGUCUACCUUUUGUGAUCAGAUUAGGCACUGCAGGUGCAGAAAUAUUUUUAACAAGAAUGAGUUAUUUCAUCGAGGUGCGAUGCAAAUUAAAUACAUUUUGAACAUUUUCUUUCGAUAUGAAAGUUCCCAUCCAAAACACAGAUAUUGGACCAGUGGAACAACAUAUUCCUGAUAAACUCACAACCUUUAAGCCAGCCUAAAUGACCAGUCUUCAACCUGUGCUACAACGAAACUUUAGAACGCGCUAUUACAAUCAACAAAGAGCGUGGAUACCAUCGCUAAUUCCAAUUGAAGAGUAAAAUGUCACCUUUUACGUCCGGCAUGACAACCACAGAUUUUUACUGUAUAUUUGUAUUUAUAUUUUACUGUAUAUUUGUCAUUUUUCCAUUAGAGUCCUAGCUUCUUCAUCGAUAGGAAUCUUUUCCUUUUGAAAAUUGUCACACGCACUUAAACAUUUUUAAAAAAAAAUGCAUAUAUAAGUUUAUCAUUAUUUCUAUUAUCAUUACACUCAAAAUUAUCAAUAUUAUAAUUACCGUUCUGUCAUUAUCGUUAGUAUUAGUAUAGACCACGCUAGUAAAUAGUACUUUUCGCGCGCGCUGAUCGGCUUGUUCGGAUGUGAAUAACAAGUACUAUCCGCCUCCGAGCAGCCGAUGGGACAUAUUCGUGUGUCAAGGGCUUAUUUCCGACCAUUUUUUUGUAUAUUGAAAGAAAUAAACUAAUACCAAUUUUUUUGUAUCUGUGUGGUAUAAACUAAAAAAGUUGUUCACCGCAGUGUCGUUGAAAAUGAUAGAUAUUAACCUCGCCGCUUCACGGCUCAGUAAAUAUCCAGUACUAUUUACUACUACUUCGGUGAAUAAUUGUUAACUAGAAGACAUGUUCUCCUGUUGUUAACUAUUACUACUAAAAAAAUUAGGAUUUCAAUAAAAGCGGAGCAGUUAUCUACUGCUGCUUACAAGACCACUAACUGCCGUCUGUUUAGCCUGCCAUCAGGCAGUCGUGAUCGGGUUUCGCCUUUUAAUACGGUUCCUUUUACGGGCAUAGAUGGCUGCGACUUUAUCAGCAGCCGCUCAUGGAAAAAAUGAUUGACACCCCUACUGUUAUCGUCAUUAUUUACAUCUUUAUUAUCAUUUUUUAUCACUAGAUAUCACCACCUUUCCAUUAUGAACAUCGAGAGCCAAAUUUUUAUUGUUGCCGUGGCGCUCAGCUUAAUUCUUUCAUACGAUACCCAAAACACUGAGACAGACUGCCCCAUUAUUAAAUUAUUUAUUCAUUAAAUAUUUCCUUCAUUUUCUUUUACUAAUUCAUUUGUAUCAUUUCCCCUUUUUUCGCCAGGAUAUGGAAACAUAACGCCCACGACAGAAAGCGGUCAAAUUCUCACCGUUAUUUAUGCGCUGGUAGGAAUUCCACUCACAGUUUUAGCUCUAAAAUCAAUUGGAGAACUUGUAAACAAAGCCUUAAAAUCGGUGACCCGACCACUGCAUAGGAAAUUUCACAGUAAAAACUGCCAAGAACGUGCCUGCGAUUUUAUGGAAACUGGAAAUACCUGCAUCAAUUUAGUGUCUUGCAUUGUAACCUGGAUCAUUGCUUGUGCACUGAACACGCAUUUAGAAUCAAAACAAAGUUUUAUCACGAACUCUUAUUCCAUUUUUGUGACCUUAACUACUGUCGGAUUUGGAGACAUUAUUCCGUUUGAGGAUCACUUGUAUGUUUUCAUUAUAACUGUUCUACCCGGGUUGUGUUUCAUGUCCAGUUUGAUCGACUCGAUUGUAGCAUACUUGGAUAAAACCCGAGUGGCUACCACGCGAUCUUUUAGCCUCACGGGGUGUUGUUCAGCUAAAAACGAAGCGAGGAUAGCGGCAGAA